AGAGCGGAGGUAAGGGGAGGGGAAGUGUAGUCGGUCCAUGACAUGAAUGAACCAUGUUCGGUAACGGAGGCUUAGCUCUCCCGGUUUGCUCCUUUCUCCUACUACAUCUCCCGGUUCUCCCGGUUCUCCCGCUCACCAACAACUGGCCCGUUAAGGACAGAAGUGAAGGGAGGGUGGAGCAGCGUAACAUCCAUCUACAAUCAUACAGCUUUGGAAGUCACAAUGUCGAACAGACGAGCACCAAGGAGGAGGUGUUUCAGUGGUGGGGAGAGUGGUCCAGUUGGUCCUCUUGUUCCAGGAGCUGUGGAGGAGGAGUGAGGAGUCAGGAGAGACACUGUCUCAUACAGAGGUUGUCCACCACCCAGAAUGUAAACAGCUCAUAUUGUGUUGGCUCUCCUAAACAGUACCAGCUCUGUCCAAACCAGCCCUGUCCGAGCCCCAGUGUGAGCUUCAAACAGCACCAGUGUUCCCAAUUCAAUUCUAAAGCCUUUGGAAGAAGAUACUACCAGUGGAUACCUCUUUAUCCAGCUGAUUACAUCAGCAUCUCCAAUAAGCCAUGUGACCUGCAGUGCACAACCAUCAGUGGUGAGCGACAGCUGCUAGUUCCUGCCCACGAUGGUACAUUCUGCCGCGAUGCCAAAUACCAUGGAGUCUGUAUAGUGGGAAUAUGUCAGCCUGUAGGUUGUGAUGGGGAGCUGUACAGCAGUAAGGCAGUAGACAGAUGUGGAGUGUGUGGAGGCAACGGGACGUCUUGCCAGCGCGUCUCUGGAUCAUACAGGAAGGCACUCACACAGUUAGGCUAUGUGUUCAUCACCAACAUCCCAGCUGGAGCUUCAGACGUUCAGAUCAUAGAGAGACACAAGACUGAGAACAUCCUGGCCCUGUCAGAUGAAGCUGGCCAUUUCUUUUUCAACGGAAACACUGUGUUUGACAAUCCUCAAAACUUCCACGUGGCGGGAACAGUGUUUAAAUACCGACGUCCGAGCAAUGUGUUCUCUGACGGGCUGGAGUAUAUCAUUGCCCAGGGACCAACACUUCAGGGCCUGAAUGUUAUGUACUACAACCUGAAUGGGAAGCUCCCCCACAUCACCUACGAAUACACCAUCCCCCGCACAUCUCAUGACAUCACUGCUACAGAAGGAGGCGUCACCACAGGCCCCUCCCACUCCCAUCUGAACCUGCCCUAUAACUUGGUAAAUGAGGAAGUCAGAGUUCAUGUUGGAGCGACCAAUCACACUAGAGGGAGUGUGACAUCUGUCCAUCACUACAACACCCAGCUGGGAGCUGAUGACCAAUCAGAUGUCCAGCUGCAGGACGAAGAAGAAGAAGAAGAAGAAGAGGAGGAGGAGGAGGAAGAGGAGGAGGAGAAGGAGGAGGAGGAGGUAGUGUGGGAGAUCAGGACACCCAGCCCUCCACCGCCAGCUGCCAUGUUGGUCUACAGACCGGCGAGUGUCACUAGUCAUGUAUUCAGCCAUAAUGACGUUGAGGAGCGAGGACCUCCAGUACCAUCUGGCUACCGAAGUUCCUCCAACUCGAUAGACGAGCCAUCCGCUGCUGAUGACAACACUCUGGUGCUCCCUCUGCCUGGUAGUCAGAGUGUUCAUUCUGCAGCCCUGCCAGAAGACGCCCCCUGUCUGCUCCUGGAGGACUUGCAUUACAACCACACACACUCGGACACACACUCCCUCACACAGUCAAACACACACUCCGUUAAACACACACUCGCCGAGCCACAGUCGCCGGCAGAAACACGUGUGCAAACGUCGUCUGCCACAGACACAGAAACACACUCAGACCCUCAGUUGGAAAUGCUCACGGUUACUGACACACACUCUGUUACACACCCAGAAACGGGCACACACUCAGACACACCCGGAGCCGUCUUGGUACAGCUGCAACAGGUGCCUGCAGUCCAGGCAGCCAACACAGAGAGUAAUGACUUUGAUGUGGGUCUGGACCCAGAUAUCAGUCUGGCAGACAUGUAUCGCUGGAAGCUUUCUGCUUACGCACCCUGCAGCUCAACCUGUACAACAGGUAUCACCACUAGCUAUGCCCUUUGUGUCCGAUAUGAUGGUACUGAAGUGGAUGACAGUUACUGUGACUCUCUGACCAGACCUGAGCCCACACAUGAGUUCUGCACUGGGAAGGAAUGUCCUCCGAGAUGGGAGACCAGCGGUUGGAGUGAGUGCUCUCGGACCUGCGGCGAAGGCGUUCAGUAUCGUACCGUGCGCUGCUGGAAGAUGCUGUCGCCCGGUCUCGACUCAUCUGUCUACGAUUCACUGUGUCUGUCACAUGACCUUCACAAGCCGGCCAAUAGGAAGGUCUGCCUCGGCCAGAGCUGCGGACCCCAGUGGGAGGUGUCCGAGUGGUCUGAGUGCUCAGCGCGUUGUGGCUCUCGGGGUGUCCGGGCUCGGGAGGUCCGUUGCUCCAUGGAAAUGAGACUGUGUAACAAGUCUUCUCAGCCAAUAGAAAGUCAGGAAUGUGAAGGACCGCCCUGUGACAGACGAUGGACGGUUUCUGACUGGGGACCUUGCUCCGGUGUGUGUGGAGAGGGAAGAAUGGCGCGUGCAGUGACGUGUCGCUCAUCGGGUGGGGUAGUGAUGUCAGAGGAGCAGUGUGACCAAUCGCUGCGCCCGCUGGCCGUCUAUCCCUGCGGCGACAGAGACUGCGCCCCCCACUGGGUGGAACAGGAAUGGCAGCAGUGUAAUGCUACGUGCGGGCGCGGUGUUCGCCAGCGUCAGGUGGUGUGUGCCGGGCUGGAAGGGGGUGUGUUCAAAGAGUUUCCAGACAGCAGCUGUGACCACACCAACAAACCAGAGAGCAGCUCCUCCUGCUUCCAGAGACCCUGCUCAAAGUGGUUCACCACAUCCUGGUCUCAGUGCAGUAAGACCUGCGGGAGUGGCGUCCAGGUUCGUGAGGUGAAGUGUUACCAGGGGGAGGAGCUGGUAACCCGGGGCCACAGCUGUGACUCUGCCCUCAGGCCAGAAGCCAGACAGAGCUGUGACAUCCAGAGCUGUCCGACAGAAGCGCCAGCGGCGGCAGCCCCAGCAGCAGCAUCAGUAGUAGUAGAAGACUCCUGCCAAGACAAACCAACAGCCAACUGUGCCCUGGUCCUAAAGGUGAAACUGUGCUCCCAUUGGUACUACAGAAAGGCCUGCUGCCAGUCCUGUAAGGCCCUGAGACCCUGAAGUCAAUACUGUAACCUCUCACCUCAACCACUGGUACCAAAGGUCCCGUUACAUUCAUAUUGGUGCUACACAAAAGCCUGCUGCUAGCAAUGUAAGGCCUUACGACAUUCAUUUUAACCUUGUAACUCUUCCUCCUAUCGCUGAUGUCAAAAGUCAACCUGUGGUCACUGGCUUUACCUCCUACCUGUCAAUGUUAUACCUUUUAAUCUUGUUUCCUCACACCUACAAUUUUUGUUUUUGUACGAAGUAGUGUCAUCACUACUAAAGAUGACCAAUCAGAAUGACUCCCAGUGCUUCCUCAGAGUCCUCUGUAGUGGUUUUGCAGAUCCUGCUCUGGAACUGGAAGCAUAAAACAGCUCCAAACCUCUUCAUGACACGACAUGCUCCACCUGACGGAGGCCCCUGGCCAUUUACCCAGCGUGCUACUAAAUCUGCUCACUGACCACCUCCUCCUCCUCCUCCCCCGGACAAUGUGAAGACUAGCUUUAGGACACACUGGGCUUUCUCUUCCAUCUAUUUCCUUAACUCCAUAAAAGAAGGAGCAAAAUAAACACCCUCCCUCCACUCUU
Sebastes umbrosus (honeycomb rockfish) is the source of this 3757-nucleotide messenger RNA. RefSeq names its product ADAMTS-like protein 2. The transcript has 20 exons. Bases 54 to 3188 code for a protein of 1044 amino acids. Gene Ontology annotation, cellular component: extracellular matrix. Gene Ontology annotation, biological process: extracellular matrix organization. The record is from RefSeq and is a predicted model, not a curated record. Gene Ontology annotation, molecular function: metalloendopeptidase activity. NCBI's taxonomy places the organism in Eukaryota, Metazoa, Chordata, Actinopteri, Perciformes, Sebastidae.